GGAUCCAUUUUCCGUGCCACGCAUCUGCACACACGCCAAAUCGUUGCUCUCAAGGUUCAGUAUGUUAAGCACGAAUGCCCAACGAACCGCUACGAGCGCCAUCUAUACCCUCUAUUGCAAGGCGGAAAAGGAAUGCCGAAGUUGUGGGCCUCUGGAGUUCAGGGCGAGUGGGAUUUUCUUGCCAUCGAUCUACUUGGAGCGAGCUUGGAUAGCCUGUACAGAAAAAGCGGCAAAGAUAUCAUGGAUUUACGGAGCGUGUGCUCCAUUGCAAUGCAAUUGAUUUCAAGAUUAGAAUUUAUGCAUGCCCGAGGUGUCCUUCAUCGCGACAUACAGUUGGGUAACUGUGUGGUUGGACUUCCUCCAAACGAGAGAACUAUCUACAUGAUCGAUUUCGGGUUUUCAAAGCGCUAUAUUGAUCCCUAUACAAACCGGCACAUCCCAGACAGUAACGCUAAAAGAGACUUUAUUGGAAACUACUGCUCAGUUAAUGUACACUCUGUAGUCCCGUCACGUCGAGAUGACCUUGAAGCAGCUGCCUUGAUGCUAAUCCACCUCUUGACGCCGCGGGGCCUCAGCUGGACCAGGAACGGCGUACCCAAAUCCUCCGAGGCUCACAACCGUCUGAAAGCGGAGAAGAGAGCUGCACAACCAGAGGACCUUUGCAGGGGGAUGCCCGUUGAAUUCGAGGAUUUCCUGAGAUACUGCAGGCGAUUGAAAUUUAAAGACCGUCCUGACUAUUCACAAUGGAUUGAAGCCUUCCGUGCAUUGGCGGUUGAAGAGGGUUUCCCCGCCAGCGAAGAUUUUGUCUGGCCUCCGCCCUCGGUAAGUAAUCAAUCGACGCCCCGUAAUGUCCUGCUUUUGAUAACGCCUUUCUCAGAUCAACGAAAGAGUGCACCCUCCUCGCCAUGCUCGGACGGCAGCUGUCAAAAAGGGCGACUUAGAAGACAUCCUCAACGAUCUGGCUAA
Laccaria bicolor S238N-H82 is the source of this 966-nucleotide messenger RNA. RefSeq lists its product as uncharacterized. Lineage: Eukaryota; Fungi; Basidiomycota; Agaricomycetes; Agaricales; Hydnangiaceae. Gene Ontology annotation, molecular function: ATP binding; protein serine/threonine kinase activity. The transcript is spliced from 4 exons. Gene Ontology annotation, cellular component: nucleus; cytoplasm. The annotation marks the transcript as partial. Gene Ontology annotation, biological process: peptidyl-serine phosphorylation; signal transduction; endocytosis. The record is from RefSeq and is a predicted model, not a curated record.